UGACUGCUGUUUCUGGUCAGUCUUGGCAGGUAGAAGUCUUAGCUCUGGAAAGACAGAAUCAACACCUCCAACAGGUUCUCUCACCCGAAUCUCAAGGAUUGGACUUCCAGCAGAGACUGAGCCAGCCAUCAUGAGUGAGAUAAAGGUUUUCAACACCCCGUGCCUUGAUCUUGAGUGUUUCCUGUCUGCCAAAGCUAAACUGAGGCAGGAGGGCCUCCUGGAUUCAGUCCUUAAGGCCAACCUGGAGUAUGCCAUCCAGGCGCUGGAGAGCAUGCCAGUGACCAAGCGAAGCAACGUCUCACUGCUGAUUGAGGGGGAGCGUCAGCUGGUCAAGUUCACCUCGGGGAACCCCGUCAUCCACUACACAGUCAAGCUAGGUGGCGGCAGCCCCGAACUGCACCAGAAGAUUUAUGUGGGAGCCAGGCUGAAUGCUUCCAACAUAUCCGCCUCCCACUUCGCCGGCCACCGCUGCCAGGAUGAGUUCGAGCCCUGCCUGGAGCAGGCCCAGAAGGCCGUGCGGGAGGGCGGCAUGGUCAAUGUGGAGCUGAGGGUCAUCUGCAACGAGCUGCAGCUGACCUACGUCACGCACCAGCCCAGCACCACCAUCACGGUCAGGCCGAAGUGCCGGAUCAGCCUGGGCCGCGCCCUGUCCCUGCAAAAGGCCCUGGAGGUCAAGACCUGGAUGGAGCAGAGGGGCAUGAUGGGAAAGGGCCUGCUGGCCUGCUUUCAACAUCUUCUCUCCAGCUACAGCCAGUACCAGGUGGAGAAUGCCAAGCUGGUCCUCCAGAGUGAAGGCCAGAUCAUCGAGCUCAUCAGCGGCCGGCCCGACUACCACAAUGUGCAGUUUUACAUAUUCGCCGACGCCAAUAACGAAAUCCAGAGCCAGAGGGUCCAAGACAUAGACCUGUGGGACUAUGACUAGAAUCAUCCAGGAUUCCCAGGAUAUAAAAAAUGAGUAUGGCUCUCUUACCACAGUGAGGCACAAACGAAAUCAGUAGAUCGCCUCAUUUCAUAAAAUGCUCUUUAUUCCUUUAUGCCAUCUCAGUUCAUUAAGGAGGUUUAUGCAUGCUUAAUAGCAAGUAUUAAAGCUUAUUAAUUAUACACAGUAGUGCAACUGCAGUGUUUUAUCAUUUUUUGAAUGUAUAUUUCUAUUUUUACAGGUUUAGAAGUAAUAUGACAGAGUCACCUGAGUAGCAUUAACCUAUAUUGCACUACAAUUACUGUUGCCGUUUUCUCGUGACUAUAACUUGUCUAUUUU
Megalops cyprinoides (Indo-Pacific tarpon) is the source of this 1258-nucleotide messenger RNA. RefSeq lists its product as uncharacterized. The record is from RefSeq and is a predicted model, not a curated record. The transcript is spliced from 3 exons. Lineage: Eukaryota; Metazoa; Chordata; Actinopteri; Elopiformes; Megalopidae. Bases 131 to 922 code for a protein of 263 amino acids.